AUUUGAGGACAGUCAACGCCCAAUGCAUUCUGGUCCCUGUGCUGAAGAAACUGUUCGGUGCCUACCGGAAUCUCAAGAAUUUGAGGUGUCCAUCCAGCCCCCAGAAUCACUCGGUUUUCUUUCACCGACAAUCGAAAAGGUUGAAAGAGCGCAAAAUGUCUCAGGCGGAAAAAAUUAAGCAGGGUCAAUUUACCAACCCAGAGACCCCGGGGUAUGUGGGCUUUGCCAACCUGCCCAACCAGGUGCACCGCAAGUCGGUCAAAAAGGGCUUCGAGUUCACCCUCAUGGUAGUUGGUGAGUCUGGUCUGGGGAAGUCCACCCUCAUCAACAGCUUGUUCCUCACUGAUCUCUACCCAGAGAGAAUCAUCCCCGGAGCAGCAGAGAAGAUUGAGCGCACGGUUCAGAUCGAGGCAUCCACGGUUGAGAUCGAGGAGCGAGGGGUGAAGCUCCGCCUCACCGUGGUGGACACGCCUGGAUACGGUGACGCCAUCAACAGCCAGGACUGUUUCAGCACCAUCAUCGCCUACAUCGACGACCAGUUUGAGCGCUACCUCCACGACGAGAGCGGUCUGAACCGCCGGCACAUCGUGGACAACCGUGUUCACUGCUGCUUCUAUUUCAUCUCCCCGCUGGGCCAUGGGCUGAAGCCUCUGGAUGUACAGUUCAUGAAGGCCAUCCACAACAAAGUCAACGUGGUCCCUGUCAUCGCCAAGGCCGACACGCUCACCCUGAGAGAGAGGGAGAGGCUCAAGCGCAGGAUUCUGGAUGAGAUUGAUGAGCAUGGUAUCAAGAUCUAUCACCUCCCUGACGCAGAGUCUGACGAGGACGAAGACUUCAAGGAGCAGACCAAGAUUCUCAAAGCCAGUAUUCCCUUUGCGGUGGUGGGCUCCAACCAGCAGAUCGAGGCCAAGGGGAAGAAGGUGCGGGGUCGCCUGUACCCCUGGGGCGUGGUGGAGGUGGAGAACCCCGAGCACAACGACUUCCUCAAGCUGCGCACCAUGCUCAUCACUCACAUGCAGGACUUGCAGGAGGUGACCCAGGACCUGCACUACGAGAACUUCCGCUCUGAGCGCCUCAAACGGGGUGGCAGGUUGUCCUCCCAUGGUUACGUUCUGUCUCCUGCGCAGGGGCAGGGGCCUGAGCCGGAGGAAAUGGACAAGGACAUGAUCCUGCAGGAGAAGGAGGCUGAGCUGAGGAGGAUGCAGGACAUGAUUACCAAGAUGCAGGCCCAGAUGCAGAUUAAGCCUGACGGAGCGGGAGAUGUCCAGCAUGUGUGAAAUACACCACGGUUUUAAAGCUGUUAUUUGAGCUUGACCAGACAUGGAUGGAAGGAUUGCAGAAGAGAAGGAAGAUAACUGGUCCUUGUCUCAUACUGCUUGCCACUAUUUUUAGUUUAUUUCGCUCCUACUUGGGAUUAUUUUGAGUUUUCUUUUGUUGUUUUUCUUUAUUUUUAUAUAAACAGUAUUAUGUUUUUAUAUUUACACUUUCUUUGUAAUAUUCCAUAUUGCUCAUUAUUCAUUUGUUCCAUUCUAUUGGACCAUGCCAGUUAGUCACCAAAUGAAGAAUAACACUCCUUUAACCUGGAGUAUGCUCUUAUUAUAGUGGCCAUUGUUAUUUUGUUUUUUUGCUGUUGAGAAAGCCAAAAGCUGCUGCUGCUGCUGCGCCUCCUCAGUAAUGUCAUAGCCAAGGCUGUCCACUCGGCUCCAUCUAAAACCACUCACCAACCAUCAAUCAUGUUGCCAACUGUGGUUACAAGUGGGAAAGGCCAAUUUACUGUGAAAGUUAGCAGCUCUCUUCUGUCUUUCAUGGAGCCAUACAGCUAAAACCGUAAUACUUUUUUUUUUCUUUAAUGGUUGUCAUGCCAAUGUUGGAGAAUUCUUUAAAGAUAGUCUAUUGUUAAAGAUAUUUUUUAAAGAUCUAGUCUUUCAAAAAGCAGCUAAAUGAUUUUUCCUUAAUCCUAGGAUUCAUUGACAGGGUUCUUUCUCCCACUCCCCUUGCAUGCAGUUCUUAACCCUGUCUGACGUUGUGUUGAAACGACUGGUUAUGACUGAAAUGCAUGACACUGACCUUCCCAGUCAUCCUGUAGCCCUGAACCAAUGAAGGAGACAUACCUUGGUGUUUUUUACUGUAUGUGCCUCUAUAAAUACUGGGCCUGUAAAGAGUCUGAGGAGGAGUGCCGAUCUAGGAUCCUUUCAGCCUUUUUAGAUCAUGAUGAAUAUGGUUACAUAGACUGGGGGACCUCCCUUACAAAAAAAGAUUGCAGUUUUGUAACUGCAGUCGACUGGUAUUUUGGACGCAGAAUAACUGCAGUUAAACUGCAAUUUUACUGCACUCUUAACUGCAGUUCCACUGCAAAAUUACUGCAGUAAGAAAAAGUGUUGUUUCGGACGCAGCUUACUGCAGUUAUUCUGCACUCUGACAGCAAUCUUUUUUGGUAAGGGCUGAUCCUAGAUUAGCACUCUUACUCUGAGAUGCUUUAUGGGGCUCCCUACGCCCCCAGGCUUUAACAUAUUGUAAAGGGAAUUGAGGUUCGAGGCGCAAGUCCUGGUGAACUAAAAGUACAUUGAAUUACUGUGAUGUUCGGACCAGGCUCAUGCAUUGCAGAUGACAUUGGCUUUUCUUCGUGGCCCCCCCGUGAUAUUGAUUGUGGAAUAACGUGCGUCCAGAGUAUGUGUGAUGAGGUCGUGCUGUAAAGGCACACUGUACUUUGUGUUAUAUGAUACCUAUCCAUAUCCUUCUGUUCUUUAUGGCUGUGUGUCAAUGGGUUAAGACUGACAUUUGGAUGUUGGACAGGCCCAUUUACAGUGGCUAUGACCAUCAUCAUGGUGAUCUGGUUUGUUUGUGUCACCCGCUUGGCCCAUAUCCCACACAAGCCAAGCCAGAGUUCUUAACAUUCCAGUUUCUGCUGUUUUAUCCAAUAACUGUCAAAUAAAACCCUUGACGUAUACAA
Coregonus clupeaformis (lake whitefish) is the source of this 2950-nucleotide messenger RNA. RefSeq names its product septin 2 (gene septin2). Gene Ontology annotation, molecular function: GTP binding; molecular adaptor activity; GTPase activity. NCBI's taxonomy places the organism in Eukaryota, Metazoa, Chordata, Actinopteri, Salmoniformes, Salmonidae. The record is from RefSeq and is a predicted model, not a curated record. The transcript has 13 exons. Gene Ontology annotation, biological process: cytoskeleton-dependent cytokinesis; regulation of exocytosis; cell division. Bases 156 to 1277 code for a protein of 373 amino acids. Gene Ontology annotation, cellular component: cell division site; synaptic vesicle; microtubule cytoskeleton.